AUGAAGAUGCUCCCAUCGAAUGAGAUUGCGACCUCAUCGUGCACGGAUGGCCCCGACGACGACCCAUCUAUGCUGCAGUCGACGUCGUCGUCCAGCUCGCGAUUGCCAUCUCAAAUUAUCUCACCGUCGGAGUCAGCGGGCCGUCCUUGGUAUCAUGGCGAGAUUUCGCAGACGGAGGCUGAAGUUUUACUCGAUGUCGCCCAACCAGGCCGAUUUCUCGUGCGUAAAGCUGGCCCUACUCGAUACUUUCUAUCCUGUGUGACCGACAAUCACUUACUGCUGCAUUUACCGAUCCACCAGUUGGGACGUUUUUUCUACUUGAAUGCGGGGAAAUUUACCACAUUAGCCGAAGCCGUACAGCAUCACUGUGAGAUGGUGGAUACGGCUGAGCCAGUCCAAGCCCAACCGUCGACUUUGAAUUCGCCGGUCAUAUCUGCGUCCCGACCUGUUCACUUGCGGCGAUAUCUAGCCCUUUCAAAGUGUGAUGACCUAGCGGACAAUGACGAGUUGAGUUUCUCGAGAGGUGAUGUGAUAACGCAAUUACAUGUUCUCGAAGGAGCUUUCAUCUUAGCAAAGAACGAAAACACGGGUCAAACGGGUUAUUUGUCUGCGAAGGCAGUAGUAGCGCCUAUUUUAUCGGAAUCGCUGUCUGUGCAGGAGUUGCCGUACUUCCACUCUGUUUUAACAACGGAAGCGUUGAAAAUGCUAACAUGCGUUGGUGCUGGUGCAUUUCUCGUGCGAACGUCAAGUCAAGGAGCAGAUGCUUUUGCACUGUUGGUGAAUACCCGAAACAAAAUAGAGAAAUUUUUAAUUCGCGGCGCAGCGGAAGGCACUGACGGUUUUCUUCUUGCUGGACGUCAUUUUCCGUCUCUGCAGCAUAUUAUAGACAGAUACUGUGUCCAUCCCAUCGCAAGUGAUGUACAUUUAACCCAUGCUGUUUUACCAUCGCAACCAUCAUCUCGUCGAGCGAGUGCUGAGAAUGAUACGCCUCUGCCUGUCGCAAUGACGACUUCGGAUUUUUCCCCAAAUGUCACGUCAAUAGAGGCAACUGAUGACUACGUUAAUCACAACUGUGCCUCACAUACAGUGGCUGCUGUUCAGGCGUUGAGGAAAUCUCGCGAAGAGAAGGCAUGGAAGUCAUGCUGGUUGACUCUUAUGCGACGAUCCUAA
Messenger RNA from Ostertagia ostertagi, 1170 nucleotides. NCBI's taxonomy places the organism in Eukaryota, Metazoa, Nematoda, Chromadorea, Rhabditida, Trichostrongylidae. The record is from the annotation of a GenBank genome assembly.